CGAGUUCACGUAUAUCAAUUCAGUCGACUUGCAAUAGUGUAGACAAAGAAUAUCACAAUAUUUGAUAUCUUUUAGUGCAUUUUUCCAAUAGAAACCAUAAUGUCUGAAUAUAACCCAGAUCCUGAAUUAUCUGAAAUUUUAACCAAAUUAUGGGAAAUGGAUGAAAAUAAAUGUUAUCCUGGUAAAGAUUAUGAAAUAGAAUUACAAGGCUUUGUCAAAUCUACCAGAGAUACAAGCAGAGAUUUUUCAAGAGAAAAUUUGAUACAAAAUUUAGAUGAAGAAGAUAUUUUUUCCAGACCAACUUAUAAAGCAUUCAGAGCUUUACUGGAUAAUUAUGAAAUGGACUGUAGUGAACAAGAAAAUAUCACAUGGGAAGAGAAACAGGAAAAUUAUGAGUUUUUAAAUGCUAUAUUAGAUACAGAUGUUAUGAAAACAGCUCAUCAAUAUUUAGUAGAGAAGGGUAAAGCAUCCAGUGAUGUUGGAGACUUUAAAAAAAAAUUGCACGACAUCUGGUUUAGGAUGUUUAGAAGGAGAGGUUGCAGGGGUAAUGAUUCAAGCAGUUUUGAACAUGUAUUUGUUGGUGAAGGUAGAGAAGAUUCUAUGAUAGGUCUACAUAAUUGGAUUCAAUUUUAUUUACAAGAGAAAGCUGGCCAUAUUAACUACAAUGGCUACUUCAGAAGAGAAACUGUUAAAGACGAUGAAUAUCCACGAUUGAUAGCCCUACAGUUUACAUAUAAAGGUGAAAAAGCUAAGCCAAUGUGUAGCUGUUUCUUGGGAACCAGUCCUGAGUUCGAGAUAGCUGCCUAUACUGUUGGCUUAUUGAUGGGCUAUAAUGGUACCACAGAUUGUCAAAUUGGUGAAUAUGAAACCGAAGUCACCAUUUAUUCCUUUGGAGGAUAUCAUAAGAAACUAAGCACUGCUUACAUCACUGCUGCUAGGAUGUAA
Molecule: messenger RNA, 945 nt
Organism: Lottia gigantea (owl limpet)
Lineage: Eukaryota; Metazoa; Mollusca; Gastropoda; Lottiidae
Exons: 6
Coding region: 100-945 (281 amino acids)
Molecular function (GO): RNA endonuclease activity
Source: RefSeq, a predicted model, not a curated record